Messenger RNA from Astrephomene gubernaculifera, 1745 nucleotides. The record is from the annotation of a GenBank genome assembly. Lineage: Eukaryota; Viridiplantae; Chlorophyta; Chlorophyceae; Chlamydomonadales; Astrephomenaceae.
CUUCCAUAUUCUUUGUGCCCUCUACAGUUCUACUUGGCUAAGUGGUUUGCGGCUGGCCUGGACAGCCCUUCGUCCCAUAUGCUUGUCCUUUUGUUACCAGUUUUUUAGGUUCUUGGUUACAGCUCAAGCUCGAACCUAGAUGGAGAGCACGGGAACAGAAUAUGGUACAGCCGACAACACAAAAUGGGCAUAUGAGCUCGACGAUGGAGCUCCUGUCAGCGCCUGCCUCCAUGGGCAGGUCGCAGAUGCAAUUACCGGUAUGCCGGAACCGGAGCUUGGGUCCGCAUCAGCAGCCAUACGACGGCCUUUUGGGGAUGUUACGAGCAACUUCGCCGAGUUCUACGCGUUUGCUUACGCUUCUGACAUGAAGUCUCCAGAUACAAAGCCAAAGAGCAUGCUUGGCUUACGCUUCUCUCCUAAUCGGCCACCUGGCAGCGCUGCAAAGCGGCUUUGGAGUACCGAGCUGCCGCCUCUGCCGAGGCCUGCAGGUGGCAACGCGCGGAUAACGGCCUCCGUGCUUGCACCUGUCCGUGCGCACACGCAACCGCAGGAUGGCUCUUCCUCACCAACUCGCCACUCCACGCUGGCAACCGGCGGGCCCGCGGCCACCUCGGACGCAUACGACAGCCCCACACGGAGCACGCAGCCGCCCCCCUGGGGUGCGCCUUCGCAUCCCAACAACAACAACAAGAGCGACUUGCGCGGCGCACCGCGCCAACACUUUGGCCGCCAGCUGGGUGAGGCUGCUGUGGGGGUUCACGCGACCAAGGCGGUCAUGGGCAGCUCGAACAGUGGGCUGCUGUUUCCCCAGUCCGCGGGCCAGCAGGGGCCGCUCGUUGCGCCGGAUUGCUGCGCUGCAGAGCAGGUGGACGAGCAGAUGCAGGACGAGGCUGAUGAGAACGCGGCCGUGAAGCCAGUUGCAGCUGCUCAAUGAAGAAGUCUAGAACGUUACCUCAGUACCAAGACUAGCGGUGCCGAGCUUUAUGAGUCGAAUUGUGGUUAACUGCCUCACUAAUAGGACAUAAGACGUACAGCAACGUUUACAGUAGCUAGACGAUGAUAUCGUUAGCGUGCACUUACCCAAGACCAUGUUAGUAAGCAUGUGGCCAAGGCCCUUAGCGUGCAUACAGCGACGGGUUACAGUAGCUAGACGAGCACAUCCUUAGCGUGCAUUGACUGGUGGCGUUCGUAGGUAGGCAUGUCAAGGGGUCGUAACGCCUGUAUAUACGACAUAGCCUGAUUCGUGACGGGGAGUUCAGCCAGUUGACGGGGUGUGCGCCGCCGUACAUAGUGGCCUGCUGUGAGAUUUGGGUCGGGGCGUUCCCGUGCCGUAAUGACGGAGGAUCGCGUCUGGGAGUUUUGCAGGCGGCUGCGGCUCCGAAUGGGAUAUGCUAAGGCAGGGCACCGACACACCUGUCGUUCUAGCCCCGCAGUCCCUGUGCGGUGUACAUCAGCAUAGCUCGGAUAGUGGAGGUUGUUGCCAUUCAAAGAGCAUACCAGUAGUACUGCUGUGCAACCCAUUUGUUACAACGUGUCUCCCUGACAUGACUCGUUUUAGUACAUGAUGCGGCGGACAACCACGGGUCCCCACUGGCCCAUGCUAGGAUGUGUACACGGGCCGCAAUACAGGUGGACCGAUCGAAGCUAGGAGGCCGUGGUAAGCUUCUCCCUCCUAGGAAUACGGUAGCAACAACGUCUUCAGCAGUGCCGCUCUGCUCUGUGCCACAAACAGAACUCUGCACGAC